AUGCAACACAUCCAUGAUUCCGACGAGUUGCCAAAUAACACCAGUACGUACAGUACCAUGGCAUCCGGUGCUUCACGAACCGUCAGGUUUCAGAACGACGUCGACGUGAAGCACUUCAGAGCGAGCCCUCUCGAGAGCCCGCAACCACCGCCGGGCAGAAAGCGCAGCAGGUCCCAUGACCCGAGGCGGUGCUGGCCGGGAUCCCGUGACUCCCCGGAGAAACCGCGCGCGCGCACGAGCGGCGGCAGGGCCCUCAAAGACAGGGUGCUGUCGCGGGCCUUCUCGGAGGAGCUGGAGUCGCUGAUGCACGCCGGCGGCGACCGCCACCUCUUCUUCUUCUUCGACCCGCGCGGGCAGGUGAUCCACCGGUGGCACAAGGUGUUCCUGGCCGCCUGCCUCGCGUCGCUCUUCGUGGACCCGCUCUUCCUGUACCUGACGGGGACGCGGCGGGACGCGUGCGUCGGCUUCGACUACUCGCUGGCGCUCACGCUCUCCAUGAUACGCUCGCUGCUGGACGUCUUCUACGCAGCGCACAUCGUCAUCCGCUUCCGCACCGCCUUCAUCGCGCCGUCCUCGCGGGUGUUCGGGAGAGGGGAGCUCGUUAUCAACCCGUACCAGAUCGCCAGGCGGUACCUUGCAUGGACCUUCUGGUUCGAUCUGUUCACCGCACUACCACUGCCGCAGUUUGUGUUGUGGGUGGUGGUGCCGAAGCUGAGGGAAUCCGCGAUCACAAACAUAAAGAACGUGCUCCGCUUUAGCAUCAUUUUCCAGUACCUGCCGCGGCUGCUACAGAUCUUCCCGCUGACGAGGCGGAUCGUGAUGGCGACAGGGGUCAUGACCGAAAACGCCUGGGCCGGAGCAGCCUACAACCUCAUACUCUACAUGCUAGCCAGCCACGUGCUGGGAGCACUGUGGUACCUCUUCUCGGUGCAGCGGCAGGAGUCGUGCUGGCGGCAGGCGUGCCGCGUCGAGGGCCCGCCGUGCCAGGACCGCUUCUUCGACUGCACGAGCACGGUGAGCAGCAACCGGAGCGUCUGGUACGCGCUCACCAACGUCACCAGGCUCUGCGCCCCCGGCAACAACGGCUUCUACCAGUUCGGGAUCUUCGGCGAGGCGCUGGACGCGCAGCUCACCACCUCCUCCUUCACGCACAAGUACUUCUACUGCUUCUGGUGGGGGCUCAAGAACCUCAGCUGCCUGGGCCAGAACCUCAACACCAGCCUCUCCAUCGGCGAGAUCAGCUUCGCCAUCGUCAUCGGCGUCCUCGGCCUCGUGCUCUUCGCGCUGCUCAUCGGCAACAUGCAGUCCUACCUCCAGGCCACCAUGGUGCGGCUGGAGGAGUGGCGGACCAAGCGCACGGACAUGGAGCGCUGGAUGCAGCACCGCCAGAUCCCGCAGCCGCUCAAGGAGUGCGUCAGGCGCUACCACCAGUACAAGUGGGUGGCCACCCGCGGCGUCGACGAGGAGGCGCUGCUCGAGGACCUCCCCAUGGACAUCCGCCGCGACAUCAAGCGCCACCUCUGCCUCGACCUCGUCCGCCGGGUGCCGCUGUUCGACGAGAUGGACGAGCGCAUGCUGGAGGCCAUCUGCAAGCGCCUGCGCCCGGCGCUCUACACGCGCGGCACUCGGCUGGUGCGGGAGCUGGACCCCGUCGACUCCAUGCUCUUCAUCAUCAGGGGCCACCUCGACUCCAACACCACGCAGGGCGGGAGGUCCGGCUUCUUCAACUCGUGCCGCAUCGGGGCGGGGGAGUUCUGCGGGGAGGAGCUGCUGACGUGGGCGCUCGACCCGCGGCCCGCCGAGGCGCUGCCGAGGUCCACGCGCACCGUGCGCGCCGUCUCCGAGGUCGAGGCGUUCGCGCUCGUCGCCGAUGACCUCCGCUUCGUCGCCUCGCAGUUCCGCCGCCUGCACAGCGCGCGCAUCCGCCACAGGUUCCGCUUCUACUCCCACCAGUGGCGCACCUGGGCGGCGUGCUUCAUCCAGGCCGCAUGGCGCCGCCACAAGCGCCGACGCGCGUCCAUGGAGCUCAGGGUGCGCGAGGGCGGCAGCGAGGCGUGGCCGGGAGGGAGCGUCAGGCGCCGUCGGCACAGUUGCGACGGCAAGGCGCUCAAGAAACCCACGGAGCCGGAUUUCACGGUGGAGCAAGAGGAAUGA
Triticum turgidum subsp. durum (durum wheat) is the source of this 2154-nucleotide messenger RNA. The record is from the annotation of a GenBank genome assembly. NCBI's taxonomy places the organism in Eukaryota, Viridiplantae, Streptophyta, Magnoliopsida, Poales, Poaceae.